This is a messenger RNA of Helobdella robusta, 627 nucleotides long. RefSeq lists its product as hypothetical. The record is from RefSeq and is a predicted model, not a curated record. The transcript has 2 exons. Bases 1 to 627 code for a protein of 208 amino acids. Lineage: Eukaryota; Metazoa; Annelida; Clitellata; Rhynchobdellida; Glossiphoniidae.
AUGCGCCCUCGCAAACGCCAUCUGCUGACGUGGUUGCUUCUUGCCAUUUUGGCACUCAAAGUUGAAGGAAGAAAAGAUGGUGGUGGUGGUGGUGGUGGUGGCGGCGGUGGAGGCGGUGGCGGUCUCCCAGGCAGCGGGAAAUCCGGCGAUGGGCCUCCCAGCGGUGGACCUCCCAGCGCUGGACAGUCCGCUAUCAGUUUGAUCAACAUUAAAAACGACAAAAACAAGGACAAAAACCAGAUUGGUGGUAGCUUCAGUAACGUCGGUGGCUCUUAUAGCAGUCUCGGAGGAAAUCCAUCUGUUGGUGGUGCAGUUGUGUUCUCGUCAUCGGGCGGAAGCAACAAGGGUGGUCAUGAUGCCAAAACUUCUGGAAAGAAUAAAUUUUACGACAACGACGACAGCCACGGUAGCUGGGAAAAGUUUGGAGGUGGUGUGAAGAUGAGUAGUUACCAACUGGUUGAUAGUAAAUUUGGAGGAAGUGAGAAGUUUGGAAACAUGAAAGAUUUGCUUGGCAAUCAAGGUGACAAGGUAGAUAGCAAAACGUUGAUAAAUCUAAUAAGCGGACUCGGACUUAGCCAAAACAAGCAAGGUCUGAACAAUGAUUUCAUUUUUUUUACAAAACUUUAA